AUGCCCAUCGCUGUUCCCCCUACACCCACCUCCCCCACCUCUCCUACCUCCCCCACCUCUCCUACCUCCCCCACCUCACGUCAAUGCGCAGGCUUCAUUCUCGCCUCUCAGCACCCCUCAUGCCCCAACGGCGCGCACCUCGACCCCUACGCCAUCCUCCCUUGCCCUAUCGAGGCGUCCGUGCCCCCGUGCCCAGGCGGAGACUGCUGGGCCGGCACCACGUCCCUGAAGAAGGGCGGCGUGCGCGAGGCUAGUCGAGGUGGAGGGGGAAAGAAGGUGGGGUGCGGAAAGGGGAGAUGGUGUGAGCAGCACUGGUGUGGGCAGUGCAAGAAGGCCAGGGAUUGUGAGGAGGGGGUGCAGGAGUUCAUGGGGUUGAGUCAUGGGGUUGCAGGGCCCCAGCAGGGGCAGAAGGCAGGAGAGGAGCAGGAGGUGGAGUUGAAGGAGAGGUUCCGGGAGAUCGCAGCGUGA
Messenger RNA from Dioszegia hungarica, 468 nucleotides. RefSeq lists its product as uncharacterized. Lineage: Eukaryota; Fungi; Basidiomycota; Tremellomycetes; Tremellales; Bulleribasidiaceae. The record is from RefSeq and is a predicted model, not a curated record. The coding region runs from base 1 to 468 and encodes 155 amino acids. The transcript has a single exon.